Messenger RNA from Paecilomyces variotii, 1610 nucleotides. Its product is annotated as putative peptidase. Gene Ontology annotation, cellular component: nucleus; cytosol. The record is from RefSeq and is a predicted model, not a curated record. Gene Ontology annotation, biological process: glycoprotein catabolic process; protein deglycosylation; protein quality control for misfolded or incompletely synthesized proteins. The transcript has 3 exons. The coding region runs from base 152 to 1516 and encodes 454 amino acids. NCBI's taxonomy places the organism in Eukaryota, Fungi, Ascomycota, Eurotiomycetes, Eurotiales, Thermoascaceae. Gene Ontology annotation, molecular function: peptide-N4-(N-acetyl-beta-glucosaminyl)asparagine amidase activity.
CGCCUUUUUUUUCCCUUCCCGACUGUCUUUUCCUCGACAACACUCCAUCAUCGCAAGUCGGAUCCUCCAUCGCGUCCAUCCUACCUCUGGACUCUCCGUCAACCUGGACGCCCGUCACAGAGGUCAGGCAAUUGCUGGUGCUACCCCUGCCAUGGCGGACCGCCGUCAUCACCACCAUCACCAUGCCCACCGGGCCCCGACGACCGAUGCCUACGAUGCGAACGAAUUGACCAAGCAAUUCGAGCAGUUGAUGCGGACGAAGCGCUUCACCAGUCUUCAGGAACAAUCUCGAGCCAGAUCGCGGACACAGUCGCCCGUGCCCUCAUCACACCUGUCGCCCGGACAGCGACCGCCGCACCCGUCCCGGUCACCACCACCGCCUCCCUCUCCCGCCCAGCACGCCUCGUCCACGCCCGCGGAACAACCCUCUCUCCCUCCCUCGUCGCUCAGAAACCUGCCAAUUUUCCCCUCACCGCCGCAGGAUCCUGCCUCCUUGAAAUUCGCGAGUUUGCUCCAUGUGUUGUCGGUAACUCCGACUCGAUAUGAGAACCCCGGCCUGCUGGACGAGGCGUUGUCGGUCAUCCCGUUGGACAGACUGUAUUCGGACGCGGAGGAGGAAAGCCAGAUUUUGCAAGCUCAGGCUGCCAGUGUGGGAGGAAAGCCCGAGUGGGGGUACCAGGAUUGUGUGAUCAAAUCUCUCCUCAGAUGGUUUCGACGAUCAUUCUUUCAGUUCGUCAACAACCCUCCGUGCCCUCGAUGCCUGCGCCCCACCAUCGCCCAGGGCAUGACACCGCCCACUCCCGACGAGACCGCUCGAAGCGCUAGCAGGGUGGAAUUGUACAGAUGUUCGGAGCCGAGCUGCGGUGCUUAUGAACGGUUUCCCCGAUAUUCAGACGUGUGGCAGCUGCUGCAGACCCGACGGGGUCGUGUUGGUGAAUGGGCCAACUGCUUCAGCAUGCUCUGCAGAGCCGUGGGAGCCCGCGUUCGAUGGGUGUGGAACUCGGAGGACUACGUCUGGACCGAAGUGUACUCGGAGCACCAGAGGCGAUGGGUGCAUGUUGAUGCUUGUGAGGGAGCCUGGGACCAGCCACGGCUAUACACAGAAGGCUGGGGCCGGAAACUGGCAUACUGCAUCGCUUUCUCAAUUGACGGUGCUACCGAUGUUACGCGACGAUAUGUUCGCAAUCACGCCAAACAUGGCCUAGAUCGGACGCGCGCCCCGGAGGCCGUCGUCCUCUGGGUCAUGCACGAAAUCAGGAAGAAGCGACGGGAGAACAUGGCAAAGUCGGAACAACGACGACUCAUGAAGGAGGACGAGCGUGAGGAGAAGGAAUUCCGCGCGUACAUGGCCUCUGCCCUCGCUGCGGAGUUUACGAAUAUGCUCCCUCGCGCCCAGUCCGGACGACCGGACGAGCAGAAGACGCCCGUCUCUCGCGAGGAGGCUGCUAUGGCCUGGCUCAGAGCAAGACAGCAAGGUGGGCAGCAGGGACCAGAUCGAACCGGCGACCAUCGAUAAAACCAUGAGAGCACGUCUCAUUCCUGCUGUUCCUUCGCGUCCGCGCGACUUCGCCUCUGAUCACCUCAUCUACCACCUCUUCAUGCCCUUGACA